This is a messenger RNA of Blastomyces dermatitidis ER-3, 2043 nucleotides long. RefSeq lists its product as uncharacterized. The record is from RefSeq and is a predicted model, not a curated record. The transcript has 2 exons. NCBI's taxonomy places the organism in Eukaryota, Fungi, Ascomycota, Eurotiomycetes, Onygenales, Ajellomycetaceae. Bases 556 to 1359 code for a protein of 267 amino acids.
GGUAAAACUCUGUUCAUCGUCACGUAGAAUAUCCAUCUAUCUUUCGGUCCGUCGCUAGGAUUCGGCAGAGAACUUUUAGACUCUCGGCAAUCGGCAAACCUUGACUUUUAGCCGAUCUCACAAUUUACCGUGACGUCAUUCUCAACUUUUCUCAAAGCUCAUGUAAACUUCGCAAAGCAUACUCGCUAUGGUUCUAAGAUAAAUGAGCUCAAAUCUUAAUAGUUUUAAGUUUAUCAUGUCUUCACCUACUCCCCAGACCACUACCAAUACUAUAUAGGGUUUCGAACAGCUAAACCGCGCGCGAAGCAUAAACGGAGCACAACCGUGGAAGAUGGAAAUUUCAUAGAUAUAGACCCAAAAGUGUUAAUUUCCCUGGCAAAUGUUAAUACCCUUGCUUUAAACUCAACUGCGAGCAGUUUUAUAGGCAUCUUAUUCCCUGAUCUCGGGGAUAUCAAAUGAGAAUCCUCUUCAAAUGUCCUUUUGUCCGCCUUGGUUUCUAAACAGCUCCCACCAGACCGUAAAUUCCUGAACAUAAUUUUCGAUUAUACCGCAAAAAUGAGCCUGUCUAACAGCGACUAUUACCCGGACUCCAGUCCAGCAAGCGAAGAGGCAAGGCUGCUUCUUCCCGUUGUUCGGCCUAUUCCAUUUAUGUCGCCUGAUAUUGACGCUCCACGAAUGUGUGCGUAUGCGCGGCACGCUUCUUCAGCCGUAAGAGAAACCGAGCCACUCAUCAGAAGCCAUCACCCGUCGUUAAAAGAGAGCAAGGUCGUCUUUGUAUGCGACAAAAUGGGCACCGCAACUUGGAUUAUUCCUCAUACUGCUGAAGCCAGUCGCUACGAUGGUACAGAAGCCGCAGGGAGGAAAAUCAAGGUCCUUUCCCCGGUCAGAGAUGGGUUCCUUUGGCUCUCAAAGGAUUUGGAUUUCUACGGGUGGUUCUUCAACAUCAUCGACUGUGGACGGAUUCUACAGUUAGAUGAACUUGCGGAAAUACGACAGUUCUUUACAGGCGCAGUGACAGCUGUUGCGCUUUCUAGGCGGCUCAUCGUGGUCACUUUCCCCACCAAAGAGGCCAUCCAGGCUUGCUGGGUAGCCAGAGUCGCCGAGAAAGUCGGUCAGCAGAUCAGACUAUAUGAUGAUGAAUAUAACAAAGACGACAUCAUUUUUGAGUUAAAGUCUAGCAAUGACACCGGAGCUAUUGACCGACAGAAAAACAGAGCCGUACGAUUGCGUUUUCCCGCCGGCGGGGGUAUUAUUGUCGUUGUUCCUGAAGAACUACUCCAAAAUCGGAAUAUCGUACCCUUGGCAAAUGGAGAAAAUAUUUUUACGUCUUUCAUCCACCGCUUCUUUAGGACUACUUAAUCAUCCUACGACGUGGCAAAUAGUUCGACUAAUAAUAACCUGACAUACGAUUAUGUUAAAGCACUCCGACUAUGUGCGCCCUCGAACAAGGGAAGAGUGGUGGCUGUGACACAGUUGCAACGGCGGCCCCUCGCAAUAACUUAAUGGAUCAAAGAAAUUGGCCGACUUAUAUCAUGCCUAAUGCGCCUGCGACGGAUGAGGGCAAUUAUUACCUGCACGUAUUAUGUUUAACAUUCCUCGUUCGAUGAUGAAGGCCUCAGGAGGGAAAGGGACAGGAGAGUGAGUGAUGCUGAAGGUAAAACUGGAUCAAGUUUUCAAAAAAAAAAAAAAAAAAAAAAAAAAAAAAAAGAAAAGAAAAGAAAAGAAAAGAAACUAAGGUACAUCCUGUCUUUUGAAGCAUUUGUUAAAAUCAUGUACUGGUAUCAUGCCACACACCAUCACUCCAGGAUCUCAGUUUAGCAGUUUGGGAAUAGUCAAAAGUUGUUAGAGAAGAUAUCAAUUCAGUUCAAUCUGCUCUUCUAGCUGAAAUUUUAAACAAUGGCUUUGAUGUUUUCACCUGUUGUAUGUUCUGUACAGUUAAAACAAUACUGUUCUCUUUUAUUUUUUAAACAUGAAACUGAAAGAAAGAUGUAUGAUCUCUUGUAGCUACCAAGUGACUUAAUGGCAAAGAGAAUAUUUCCGAAA